Paracoccidioides lutzii Pb01 is the source of this 2526-nucleotide messenger RNA. RefSeq names its product kinesin family protein. The record is from RefSeq and is a predicted model, not a curated record. The coding region runs from base 1 to 2526 and encodes 841 amino acids. Gene Ontology annotation, cellular component: microtubule; kinesin complex; nucleus. Gene Ontology annotation, biological process: microtubule-based movement. The transcript has 6 exons. Gene Ontology annotation, molecular function: microtubule motor activity; microtubule binding; ATP hydrolysis activity.
AUGGAACCUCCACCGAAGCCGGGGCAAACAUCGCUCUUCCAGGUCUUUCUGAGACUCCGGCCGCCAAUGAACCAGAAAGGAACAUCUCAAGCGUCAAAACAGAGCUACCUUACAGUUGAACGUCCGGAGGUCCCAUCAACAGGAGAUGAUGGAAACCAAAGCCGUGUUUGGCCCACCCAUAUCACACUACAACCGCCAAACGAAUUGAGAAAACGAGCAGUAGAAAAGUUCGGGUUUACGAAAGUUUUUGAAGAUAAUGCUUCCCAGCUUGAGCUCUUCGAGGAAGUUGGAAUGACUAAGUUGAUAAAAGGUGUCCUUUGUGAAGGCAGAGAUGGCCUCGUUGCUACCUUGGGAGUCACUGGGAGCGGAAAGACACACACCAUUCUCGGAUCGAAGUCACAGCGUGGAAUAACACAGAUGUCCCUCGAUGUCCUCUUUCGGUCCAUUUCGUCAACGAUUCAGAAUCCGGAUAUCACGACCAAUCCCUUGUUGUUGCCGUCCGUUGCAGCUUCAGAUGUAUCGGAAGCACAGAUUUUCUCUGCGAGAUCUUUCAUAGAAACAAUUUACAGUGAUCCAUGGAACGAGCGUGGUCGAGGUUCACGGGCCCAAACUCCAAUGUCCACCAUGUCUAGAUGUCAAACCCCAAUGACGGUACGGAGCCCUUUUAACUUCCCUUUAUCUCCUUCCCGGUGGAACUCUUUCUCGUCUGGAUUUUCCUCAGAAGGAUUGUCCCAAAACAAUCCAAAUUGCACUUCUAUACACGCCUCAUGCACCCCGACUAUUCGACUCCUUUCUUCCAUAGAGUCGAUUGGGGCUCGUGGAGAUGUGUUCAUGUCUCCAAAGAAACCCCCUUUACCCUCACAAUUCCCCUUUUGGAACUGCCAUAGAAUGUCGAAACCUGUAGCUAAUAUUACUCUUCGAAAUAAAAAGGAUUCGAUGUCCACUAUCAGUUUCCCUCGACGUAAUCUACCUCAUCGGCCUAGCGCGCUACCUCAAUUACCCGACGUGAGCGACCUUGUGAUUCCAAACCCGAAUGAAGAGGCGACUGUAGUAUUGGUAUCGAUGUAUGAAGUUUACAAUGAUCGAAUUUUUGACCUCUUGGCCCCUUCGAACGUAGCAAUGAGUCCCCGACCGGCUAUGAACCAGAAGGAAAGGCGGCGUCAUCUCCUAUUUAAGCCUACGGAAGGUUCACAAGAUCGCAAGGUCGUUACUGGUUUGAGAAAAAUUGUUUGCAGUACUUACGAAGAUGCCCUAAUGGUUUUAGAGACGGGCUUGUUGGAAAGAAAAGUAACUGAGACUGGGAGCAAUAGUGUCAGCUCUCGAAGCCACGGAUUCUUCUGCGUGGAGGUGAAGAGAAGGGUCAGAGAUAGGAGGUUUGGCGAAGAAUCAUGGGUUGGAAAUACCUUGACUGUUGUUGACCUUGCUGGAUCCGAGCGUGCCAGAAAUGCGAAGACAACAGGCGCAACACUUGCAGAAGCGGGAAAAAUUAACGAGAGUUUGAUGUAUUUAGGUCAAUGUUUACAAACACAGAGUGAUCUGCAGGACGGAAGUAAGAAGGCACUUGUUCCCUACAGACAAUGCAAACUCACGGAGCUCUUAUUCUCCAACUCGUUCCCUUCGCCCAAUCAUGGAGCUUCCUAUCCUAGACACCCACAAAGGGCCCUCAUGAUCGUUACGGCGGACGCCCAUGGGGACUUUAACGCGACAUCUCAAAUUUUACGAUACUCUGCAUUAGCCCGUGAAGUGACUGUGCCACGCAUACCCUCCUUCACCAGAACGAUAUUGGCUGGCACGGCGAGCGGAAGGAAUAGUCCAACCUAUGCUCAUAAAACGAAAUCGAGUCUUUAUUCUGCAUCCGCUGAGGAACUUGAGACCGCGGCUUUGGAAAUUGCAAGAAUCAGUGAUGAUUAUGACGCGCUGGCCAUCAAACUGGCGGAGGAAGAAAUUGCCAGAGCGGAAGCAGAGUUCCAGUGGAAAGCAGCAGAAGAAAGAUGCAUGCUGAUCGAACAAGAUGUACGAGAGGAGUGCUGGCAGGAGAUGGAGGAACGAGUUGAAGAAGAGCGCCGACGAUGGCAAGCGGCAUGGGACGAACAGGCGUCACGCCAUGAUGAGCACUUGGAUAGGAAGCUGGACUUGCUGUCUAAGGGAGUUAGAAUCCACGAAGACUUGCAAACACCUUCAGAAGAUCGAAUCGCUGAAUUGGAGGAAGGAAACAAUAAACUCCGAAUGAGAAUCGCCAAUUUAGAGCGUGAAUUACGUUCUCGUUCCCAGAGCACGAAGUCAACAAAGUUCAAGAAAAACCUAGCGAAUCCGCGGCAAGACUUACUCAAUUACAGCUAUGCUAGCUGUGAGAGUGACAUCGAAAACUCUCUCAUAAAAUUGCAGUCUCUGAAGCUGGACUCAGAAGCAAACCAAAGCCCAGGAUCAUCUACGGCGAAAAGAAUGGCAGCGGCCAAGAAACAUCGUAUGAUGACGACACGGCAACGCGAUUUUAAUCCGGAGAGUGUUUUGGAUGAAUUAGAGUAA